This is a messenger RNA of Juglans microcarpa x Juglans regia, 915 nucleotides long. RefSeq lists its product as uncharacterized. The record is from RefSeq and is a predicted model, not a curated record. NCBI's taxonomy places the organism in Eukaryota, Viridiplantae, Streptophyta, Magnoliopsida, Fagales, Juglandaceae. The transcript is spliced from 2 exons.
AUGACUCGUACAUUCUUUUGCAAAUUACUCACAUGCUUAUACUCUGAAGAUGAGUUGGAUGUUGUUCUUAAUGACGAGGCUGAUGGACAGUCAUCGAGACAUCGUACCAAUCGUCAACGCUGUAAGUUUAUUCGGCGUGAUCAUAUUCAAGGGCACGAGCACCUAUUUCGCGAUUAUUUUACAGAAAAUGCAGUAUAUCCCUCGAAUCUAUUUCGAAGGAGAUUUCGGAUGAGCCGUCCCUUAUUUCUCCGUAUUCUAAAUGAGAAAGAGUCAUACGAGCCGUACUUUGUCCAAAUAAGAGAUAGUGCUGGAAGACUUGGUUUAUCUUCUAUGCAAAAGAUAACCGCAUCACUUAGAAUGCUGGUGUAUGGGGUUACUAGAGAUUUUAUGGAUGAAUACAUAUGUAUUGGUGAAAGCACCGCAAUGGAGAGCCUUAAAAAAUUCUCUGGGACAAUAGUAAGGGUUUUUUCAGAAUCAUACUUGCGGUCACCAAAUGCCAAUGAUAUUGCUCGAUUGCUUGUUGUUGGUGAGCAACAGGGACUCCCUGCCCAAGGGCGUGCUCUUCCAGUCAAUUACACAAUCAAUGGCAACGACUACACUAUGGGGUAUUACUUUGCGGAUGGUAUUUAUCCCAAGUGGCUAACUUUUGUCAAGACGAUUUCAUAACUAUAAGGGAAUAAGAAAAAAAACUUUAUGAAAGCACAAGAAUCCCCAAGAAAAGAUGUCGAGCGUGCAUUCGGGGUACUUCAACAACGAUUUGCAAUCAUUUGUAGACCUUCCCGAAUGUUCAAAGUCAAGGAACUAACAAAUAUAAUGAAAACAUGUGUUAUUUUACAUAAUAUGAUCAUUGAAGACGAGGGUGAUGAUAGUGAGGGUCCGAACAUUGACUAUGAUCAACUUGAUGAUGAGUCCUAG